Molecule: messenger RNA, 2002 nt
Organism: Boeremia exigua
Lineage: Eukaryota; Fungi; Ascomycota; Dothideomycetes; Pleosporales; Didymellaceae
Exons: 3
Coding region: 1-1977 (658 amino acids)
Biological process (GO): cleavage in ITS2 between 5.8S rRNA and LSU-rRNA of tricistronic rRNA transcript (SSU-rRNA, 5.8S rRNA, LSU-rRNA)
Cellular component (GO): nucleus
Molecular function (GO): polynucleotide 5'-hydroxyl-kinase activity
Source: RefSeq, a predicted model, not a curated record
AUGCCAGUCAAGAGAAGGAAACUAGACUCCCCCGCCCCCACCGCCUCACCAAAGCCGCCCGCCCGGACAGACAAGCCGCUCAGCGCCAUCGCCGCCGCGCGCCUGCGCGCCGAAGCCGCCAAAACCGCUGCUGAGAAGGAAGCCACCCCAGAGCCGCAAGCCGCAGCGAGUCCCGCCCCUGCGCUCACGCCAGAGCAUGCCGCCUCCCCAGCCCCAGACUCGCCCUCUGAGUCUGAGUCCGACAGUUCACCACCGCCCGCCCGCGCCACCAAACUCAGCACCUGGACGCACGCGCCCUCCGCCAUCCACGCCGAGACCGCCGCAGAACUAACCAUCACGCUCGCGAAGAACAGCACCAUUGCGCUGCUCGGCACCUUCGAUCUGCACGUGCUCCGGGGCGCAAUCAACAUUGACGGCGCGAACCUGGGCGCUGUGACGCGCGACGGCGAGCGCGCGGGGCCGUGGCGCGUAAGUGUGCCUGCGACGCACCCUGUGCUGAAGAUCAGGGGCUUGGAUGGCGAGAAUCGGGUGCGGUUUGUGGGGUGCGAGGACGCAGGGAUGGGGCGGUUGGGGAGCGUGUGGGAGGGUUUGUGGAAUGAGGGGGUAGCGGGGGAGAGAGGGCGGUCGUUUGGGGUGAUCACAACUACAGCAGAGGACCCCCUCGGGCGCCCGCUGCAGCCCCAUGCCGCGCCUGAGACCUGGCUGCGCGCCGUGGAGGACUGCGCCGCCGUACCGAACACCACGCUCGUGGCCGGCCUGCCCGAGACCGGGAAAUCCUCUUUCUGCACACGCCUGAUCAACCGCUACCUGACGGGCCUGGGGCGUACGAAGCCCGCGGUGCCCGCGGUCGCGUUUCUCGAUCUCGACCCCGGCGCGCAGGAGUACGCGCCACCAGGCCAGAUCGCGCUGGUCGUCGUGCGCGAGCUGAACCUGGGGCCGACGUUUGCGCAUCCUGUGGCCGCGGGGGGCGAGGGGGCCGAGGUGAAUGAGACAGUGCGCGCGCAUGUCGUGCCGCUGGAGCUCGGCGACUAUCAGGACUACUAUGCCGCGUGUGUCGAGGACCUGUGUCUUGCGUUCCGGGCGCUGAGUGCGCGCGAUCCAGCGCUGUCGCUGGUGAUCAACACGCCGGGGUGGUUGGCGACAACGCACAGCGCGAUUCUGACGCAGCUGGUGCGGCGCUGCAAACCGCAGCAGAUCGUACAGAUGGGCGACGAGCCGCUGCCGGCGCUACGCGACACGAGCGUAAAGCAUAGCACCCUGCACACCAUCACCGCACAGCGCGCACUCGCCACUCCAUACCGCUCACCCGCCGCUCUCCGCGCAAUGGCGACGCAGUCCUACUUCCAUCUCGCGACCGUCGCACCUCCAACCUGGAGUGCUGCGCCGCUCACCACCCUGCGACCCUGGGAAUUCGCAUAUCGCUCGACGCCAACGCACAGACAGUCGCUCGUCGGCUUCCUGGCGCUGACCACCCCGCCCCCUGCCUCCGCACUCUUGCACUACCUCUCCGGCGCGGUAAUCCACAUCCUACAGACACCCGCCCCGCAGACCACGCUGCCACGCACGCCCAUCUCGCAAAUCCCGUACUUUCCGCUCGACGCAGCAACGGGCGUUGUUACACCACCCGAUCCGCGUGCCACGCGCCUCAUAUGCGUGGCGCUGGUGCGCGGCUUCGACCCGGUGCGCGGCGUGGUGCAGGUGCUUGUGCCGCGGGCGCUGGACGGCGCGAUGGCGGAGCUACAGGCUGAGCGGACCGUGUUCGCGGUGGGGUGUUGCGAGAGGCCUGGGUGGGCGUAUGUGGAAGACGCGUAUGUGCGGCAGUACGAGGAAGAAGCUGGGGAGCGGAGGUUCGGUGGAGACGAGGACGAGGAAACGCCGGUAUGGGUAGAGCGAGAAGGGGUGAUUGACGGGAUGGGGUACAUGGGAGCGGAGCGGCGGGUGCGGAAAUUCAUUACAGGGGAGAAGGAAAAGCGCUGAGAUAGAACUUGUUUUCUACUCGACU